AUGAAAAUAGAACGACAAAGAGGGAAAUAUGUUGCUAAUUGUGGCUUUGUUAACGAGACAGACGUUGAAGAGAUCUUGGCUUUGAUAGGACUGCUUUCUUUGACAGGUUGUAGAAAAGACAAUCAUCUAACUACAGCAGAAAUGUGGUCAAAGCAUGGACCAGAAGUGUAUCGAUGCGUAAUGAGUGAAACAAGGUUUAGAUUUUUGAUAUCUUGCCUCAGAUUUGACGUCAAAACCAUGAGAGACCGAGAAGAUAAAUUUUCUCCAGUACAAGGAGUAGGUUCGUCAAGGUGGAAGGCUCAGUCCCUAUUGUUCAUAAUAUUUAUGGAUGACCUGAUAAAACGAUGCAGGCAAACAAUUUUUGUUGGAUACAGGAAGUCGCAAAAGGUGGAACUAGAAGAAAGCGCAUUUGCAGAUGAUUCGGUGUUGGUAACUGUUCGAAAUGGUUACUCGUGCGUACCUGUGGCUUUGGCAGAAGGGCUCGACAUCAAGCUUAAUGCGGCCGUAAGGAAGGUAGAAUAUAACCACAGAGGCGUGGAAGUUACAGUUUACAAUCCACGGAAUCCAUCUACUACAAACACAUAUCAUGGUGAGUGA
Acanthoscelides obtectus is the source of this 597-nucleotide messenger RNA. NCBI's taxonomy places the organism in Eukaryota, Metazoa, Arthropoda, Insecta, Coleoptera, Chrysomelidae. The record is from the annotation of a GenBank genome assembly.